AUGCAUUCAGUUCAAUGUGUUGUUUAUCGUCGCUGCCAGGUUUACACAGAUGUAACACAACACACAAUAAAGCCGAACUAUGUCCAAAUCUCUGUAGAGUCAUAUUCACAUCUGACGGGUUUGGAAGAUCAAGUGAAGACAUAUGAAGAAAAGGUAGAGACACUUGAAGAUGAGAUCACGGAAUUGAAUGACAAACUAUCAGCAGCAAACACGGAGAUAAAUACCAAGGAAGGUUUGGUAAAACAACAUGCUAAAGUAGCUGAAGAUGCUGUCUCAGGCUGGGAAAAGGCAGAAGCAAAAGCUUUGGCGUUGAAGAACCAUCUAGAAUCUGUCACUCUUUCAAAACUCACUGCUGAGGAUCAGGCAUCGCAGUUAGAUGGUGCUCUUAAGGAGUGUAUGCGACAGAUAAGAAACCUGAAAGAAGAACAUGAACUAAAAAUACAGGAAGUCACCCUUGCAAAAACCAAGCAAUUGGACAAGAUUAAGGUUGAGUUUGAGGCUAGGAUACGAAACUUUGAACAGGAACUCCUCAGGUCUGCUGCUGAUAAUGCAGCUCUGUCAAGAUCCUUGCAGGAACGUUCUAACAUGCUAGUCAAACUAAGUGAACAAAUCGAGUUCUGCAACAGGUUCCCUGCAAUGCACAAACCAAUCUUAGCUACCACUCUGUAUUAUCACAAAAAUAGUAUAUAA
Messenger RNA from Lathyrus oleraceus (garden pea), 690 nucleotides. RefSeq names its product filament-like plant protein 6. Bases 1 to 690 code for a protein of 229 amino acids. Lineage: Eukaryota; Viridiplantae; Streptophyta; Magnoliopsida; Fabales; Fabaceae. The record is from RefSeq and is a predicted model, not a curated record. The transcript has 2 exons.